Messenger RNA from Symbiodinium natans, 1611 nucleotides. NCBI's taxonomy places the organism in Eukaryota, Dinophyceae, Suessiales, Symbiodiniaceae. The record is from the annotation of a GenBank genome assembly.
AUGUCCAGGGUGCUGCGGCAAGCAACGCAAGUCAUCACGCGCCAUGGAAGACAGGGGGAAUGGCGCCAAGCGCUAGCGCGGUUUCUUCAGCUUGAGAAGGUCGGGGGGUACUUUUCAUGUCGAGUUUGCCGCAAUGCCUUAGUGGCCGCUCUUUCGAGAGGCAAGCAGUGGCAACGAGCAGCACUGCUCGUGACGGAGUUUCAGCAGAAGUCCAUGCACCCGUCGCUUGCAGCAGUCACUGCUGCUGCUGCAGCCUGCGGACAAACUGCCAGGUGGCCACUCGCUGUGCAUUUGUUAGAAUCUGUGGCACUAGACUUGAAAGCCGUCUGCAUCGCGAUAGAUGCUUGUGGACGAGGCGCCGCUUGGCAGGUAGCGCUGGGAUACUUUGCUCGAACGCUGCGGCGGGACAUUGCGAUUGUGAAUGCCAUAGGAACUGCUUGCGCUCGUGGUGGUGAGUGGGCACGGGCUUUGCGCAUUUUGCGACGCGGUGUGGACCCUGAUGUUGUCACGUUCGGAUCUGCGAUUGCAGCUUGCAACCUGGGCUCAAAGUGGAGGCUCGCACUGUCGCUUCUGCACGAGAUGCCUUUCCGUGGGCUGGUGGCCAGUGCAGCCUGCAUUGGUGCAGCCAUGGCUGCAUGCGAGAAAGGGUCGAAUUGGCAGCAGGCGCUUUCUCUGCUAAGUGCCGGCGCUGGCUCCGCUUUGGUCGGUACCGCUAUUGUUUCCUUGGCGGGCGCCUCUGAAUGGGAGAAGUCCUUGGGGCUGCUGUCGGCGUCCAUCCGAGAUCUUCCCGCCACUUGCGCGACGAUCCUUGCGUGUGAGCGGUGCUCAGCCUGGCGCGCGGCCCUUCAGCUCACCGAGGAGGCUGGUGCGAAGCUUGUGUUUGCUCUGGACAGCACAGCGCCAGUUGCAGCCAUGAGAUGCAUCUUGGCCUCGCAGCAGUCCAAGCACCUGGCUUUGUCGCGGCAUGCAUCUCAUGCCUCAGCUACUGCGCGGCGAGCGGCCAAGGUCAGCACAGCAGCUCUUGCUGAGCAGGAAUCCACUUUGACAUUUCUUCAGGACCUCGGUUUCUUCACCCACGAGACAUCUGUGUGCCGGGAGUUUCAUCGAAGAGUCGAAGCUGCGGCGCAGCUACAGCUAGCGAAGUUGGUCACUGGUUCAACAUCGGAGGUGCUGGCGGCGCCGUCCAAUCUGUCCACCCUUGCUGAGCUCGGGCCCGCGGUCUCACGUGAUGUUCUAUGCUCUAAGCUUCCACUUGAGAUGCCACACUCUUGGCAAGAACUUGCUCGUGGAGCCGUUUCAGCCAGUUUUGCCGCUGAGCCUUUUUCGUCACCUACUCGCCCCGCGGCAAGUCUACUGCGGGCGUGGCUCUGGGCAAAAGUAUCUUACAGCGGAGUGGGCUUAAACAUUCAGCGAGUGCGUCCAGGUCCCUCAAAGCAAGUGGCGGUUUGGAUUUUAUUGGCAUUCUAUGAACCUAUUUGUUUUGGACCUUGUUUUCCGGGAGGGACGAUAUGCCACGGAAAUGCGGGAAAGAAGAAAGACAGAAAGAGAGGAGAACAGAGAGAAAAGAAUGCGCGUGAGCACUGUGUGCACAUACACACACAUCCGCACUAA